Molecule: messenger RNA, 1499 nt
Organism: Pieris rapae (cabbage white)
Lineage: Eukaryota; Metazoa; Arthropoda; Insecta; Lepidoptera; Pieridae
Product: monocarboxylate transporter 12
Exons: 10
Coding region: 28-1431 (467 amino acids)
Biological process (GO): monocarboxylic acid transport; transmembrane transport
Molecular function (GO): monocarboxylic acid transmembrane transporter activity
Source: RefSeq, a predicted model, not a curated record
CUGACAUCAUUUACUGUGGAUUGUUCAAUGGCAAUGCGUUCUACAGAGAGAAUAAAUAAAAAUUAUAAAUUGGUACCCCCCGAUGGAGGGUGGGGCUAUAUGAUUUGUGUGGGUGUCAUAAUUAACUUGGUCGUUUUAAGGGGUUUUACGAACUCUCAUGGUGCCAUUUACAAAGAGAGAUUCUUGGAGCUUGAUAUGAGUACAACAAGCGUUUCUGUUCUAAAUUGCCUCGGUACUCUAUGCAUUUCCGUUUCAGGAUUCUCUACUGGUUUUCUCCUCAAACAUACUUCAAUAAGAACGCUUGGCUUGAUAGCAGCGUUUUUUUACAGCACUGGCUUAUUUACAAGCACUCUGUGUGAUACAGAAGGAUUGUUCUUUAUAUUCCAAGGAAUAUUACAGAAUAUCGGUCAUGGAUUGAUGAUAAACCUAUGUUUUACUAUUAUUAAUCAAUACUUUAGAAAAAAAAGAUUAUAUGCUAUGAGCAUAGUUCAAACAGCACCAGCCUUGGCCGUAUUAGUAACACCGAAACUUGUGAAGUGGAUUUUUGAUCGCUACGGUAGCCAUUGGACGUUGUUAUUGUUAUCAGCUGUCAGCUUAAACAAUGUACUUGCCUUUACAAUAAUGCAGCCGGUCUCUCUGAAUAUGAAUAAAGAAUUACCUGAAAAUAAAGAAAUUGCAUUAAAAACACUGUUAAGGGACAAGAAAUCUAAUACUAGUAUAUCUAGUAAUCUUAGUAAUGAAACAAAUAGUUUACAUAGACAUAAAUUAAAUGCUCACAAAGGGAACAUAAUAACAAGAUUCAAAGAAACGAAACUGUACAAAAACUUUAUUUUGUCCAAUGCUUGCCUCGGUUUAUCAAUAUGUUUGUUCUCAGACGUCAAGUUCGUAUCUAUGCUACCACAGGCGUUGUAUUAUAUGGGCUGGAAUGAAGCUUUGGUGGCACGAGCGCUAAUGUUAUUCGGACUGGGUAAUUUAUUAACAAGAAUGCUGUUCGUAUAUAUUAGCAAAUGGUUAACCAAAUUGGGAACGCAUGACAUCUACGUUGUUGGUCUCCUUAUUGCAUGCCUUUCGCGAUUAGGAAUGCUGUGGUCAGAUAACAGAAUUAUAAUGCAAAGUUUCCUCGUUAUUGUGGGCCUAGCUCGAGCAGUUAUAGAGAUUUUGCACCCGCUGGUUAUAGCCGAUUGCGUCUCAGCCGAGAACUUUUCCUAUGCUUUGGGCGUGUCUAUGCUGGCAUUUGGCCUGAUUAGUGUAGUCUUUGGACCUAUUAUUAGUGCAAUAAGAGAGUUAACGGACAGCUAUGCAACAGCCUUUUACAUUCUGACGUCAUGUUUUGCUAUCACUGUAAUAUUCUGGACAAUCGAACUUGUUUAUAAGAGAAACGCACACAAAAGGAAACCAAAGAGAUUCCCGAUAAGUAACGAAAAUAUAUGAUGUUGUUUAAAAAUACUUUUUUGAUUUGUAAUAAAGAUAAAAAUCAUCAUAAUAAACACAGAAUUUUA